GUUGGUUCCAUAACCAAUGCUGCCGUCGCACAUAUGCUGGGCGAGCAAGAAUUUUAGCAAAAAUGAUUUUUAUACGGCAAGCGAAUUCAGUUUGUUUCGGGGUAGGUUUGCCAACGGUUGUGCUGCAAUUUCACUUCAUCCUACAAAGAAAAACUAGAAAGUAAGAGUGCGUGUGUGUGUGUUUGUAACGAGACGAGAACACGAACAAAAUGUAUCACUUAAAGAAUUUGGCUAAACAGGCCGCUGUACGGCAACAGGAAGUGGCCACUUUGGUGAAAGCCUUACCCACAAUUGCCUUACAAACACGCGGUUAUGCUGAACAUCAAAUUCCCGAUCGUCUUAAAGAAGUACCAACCGCAAAAGAUCCACGUUUCUUCGACAUGGUAGAGUAUUUCUUCCAUCGUGGCUGUCAAAUUGCCGAAACCCGUCUUAUCGAUGACAUGAAAGGAAAACUUACAUUGGAGGAAAAGAAAAAGAAGGUUAAGGGUAUCCUUAUGCUUAUGCAACCAUGCGACCAUAUCAUUGAAAUUGCCUUCCCACUGAGACGUGACUCCGGUGACUACGAAAUGAUUACUGGCUACCGUGCACAACACAGCACACAUCGUGUGCCAACCAAAGGAGGUAUCCGUUUCUCUUUGGAUGUAUCACGUGAUGAAGUUAAAGCCUUAUCUGCCUUGAUGACAUUCAAGUGUGCCUGCGUCGAUGUACCAUUCGGUGGUGCUAAAGCUGGUCUUAAAAUCAAUCCCAAAGAAUAUUCUGAACAUGAAUUGGAAAAGAUUACACGUCGUUUCACACUUGAAUUGGCUAAGAAAGGUUUUAUUGGACCCGGCGUAGAUGUACCAGCUCCUGAUAUGGGUACUGGUGAACGUGAAAUGUCAUGGAUUGCCGAUACUUAUGCUAAAACUAUUGGUCAUUUGGAUAUCAAUGCACAUGCUUGCGUUACUGGUAAACCAAUCAAUCAAGGUGGUAUCCAUGGACGUGUAUCUGCUACUGGUCGUGGUGUUUUCCACGGUUUGGAAAAUUUCAUUAAUGAAGCUAAUUACAUGAGCAUGAUUGGCACAACACCUGGUUGGGGUGGUAAGACUUUCAUUGUACAAGGUUUUGGUAAUGUCGGUCUACAUACAUGCCGUUAUUUGACACGUGCCGGUGCUACUUGUGUUGGUAUCAUUGAACAUGAUGGUUCCAUCUACAAUCCAGAGGGUAUUGAUCCAAAACAAUUGGAAGACUAUAAAAAUGAACAUGGUACAAUUGUUGGUUUCCCUAAUGCUAAACCUUAUGAAGGUGAAAACUUAAUGUUUGAACCAUGUGACAUCUUUGUACCAGCUGCCGUAGAAAAAGUUAUCACCAGUGAAAAUGCUCACAAAAUCCAAGCUAAGAUAAUUGCUGAAGCUGCCAACGGUCCAACAACACCUGCUGCUGAUAAAAUCCUUAUCGAUCGUAACAUUUUAGUUAUUCCAGAUUUAUAUAUUAACGCUGGUGGUGUUACUGUAUCAUUCUUUGAAUGGUUGAAAAACUUGAACCAUGUUUCAUAUGGUCGUUUGACAUUCAAAUAUGAACGUGAAUCCAAUUACCAUCUCUUGGCAUCAGUACAACAGUCGUUUGAAAAAUUUGUUUUAGACGAAUCUGUACAAGAAUCGUUGGAACGUCGUUUCGGCCGUGUCGGUGGUCGCAUCCCCGUUACCCCAUCAGAGGCAUUCCAGAAGCGCAUCUCUGGUGCAUCUGAAAAGGAUAUUGUACACUCUGGCUUGGAUUACACAAUGGAGCGUUCUGCACGUGCCAUCAUGAAGACAGCUAUGAAAUACAAUUUGGGCUUGGAUCUGAGAACUGCUGCUUACGUGAAUUCCAUUGAGAAAAUCUUCACCACCUAUCGUGAUGCUGGUUUGGCAUUCUAAACAUAAUGAAGCAUAUAUGCUUUAAUGGGAAUAACAAGAACAGCUAUGGAAUAUUAUCACAGGCUUAUCAAAUUAGUUUAAGCAUAAUAGAAAUUUAUUCAGAAAGGAAAUGAAUGUGAACUUAAAAGUGAAAGCAAUUUCAAAUUUUAACACACUCGAAACAAUAUUCAAUACAAUUUUAAAUGGUUACAUUUAAAUUUUUAAACUAAAAAAAUAUUAUUUUUAUUUCUUUUUGUUUUUUUUUUGAAAUAAAGUAAAGUCCUGCCAUUACAUAAGCAAUUAUUAUAUGCCAAUAUUGUAAAUUUUGUUUUUUUUUUUUGAGAUCAGAGGCAAGUGACUCAAUCAAAAUUAUUGAUCUUACAAUUUAAAUAAAUGUUUAAUUUUUCAAUUUUUAAUUUUCAUUAAAAAUAUUUAUGCCAUUAUU
This is a messenger RNA of Teleopsis dalmanni, 2316 nucleotides long. RefSeq names its product glutamate dehydrogenase, mitochondrial. Gene Ontology annotation, biological process: L-glutamate catabolic process. Lineage: Eukaryota; Metazoa; Arthropoda; Insecta; Diptera; Diopsidae. Gene Ontology annotation, cellular component: mitochondrion. Gene Ontology annotation, molecular function: L-glutamate dehydrogenase (NAD+) activity. The record is from RefSeq and is a predicted model, not a curated record.